AUGAACGACGCCGCCGCCCCCAACGCUGCCGAAUACCCUGCCUCGUCCACGUACGCCGACUCGUGGGGGUCCGGCGGAAACGCAGAAGACCUCGAGAUCGACCAGGAGGAGACGCAGUGGGAGCAGGACUCGGAGGGUGCCCUGGUCAUCCCCAAAGUCGAGGCCGACGAAGACAUUCCCCUCGACCACGUCAAGCCGGUGCCCACGACCGACAGCACGGCAAGCCCGGCCAAAGUGAAGCGACCCAGGGGCCGUCCGAGGAAGCACCCACUCGUGUCCGUCGUCAGCGCCACAAAAGUCACAAAAGGACGCUCCAAGACGGGCUGCAUCACAUGCAGGAAGCGCAAGAAGAAGUGCGAUGAGGCCAAGCCAAGGUGUAUGAACUGCGAGAAGAACGCAGUGGUCUGCGAGGGCUAUCACGAGAAGCAGGUCUGGCGCAGCGGCAAGGAGAGGGCCGAGCAGGAGCGCAUCGAGCAGACGGCCAGCAUCACCAACUUUCCCCUUUUCCACGGCGUCGAAACGACAGAGGACCGCAUCUUCUGGAAGCACUAUGUCAGCAACCUCAGCAACCUGCUCACCGUCGAGGGCGAGUCGAAGAAUGCGUUCAAGGACAUUAUUCUGCACCUCGCCAACCGACACCAGGGCCUCAUGCACUCGAUCCUCUCCAUCAGCAGCAAACAUAUUGACUGGGACGCGCCGUACGGGAAGAAAAUGCUGGACGAGAAUCCGACGAAUCUGUUUGCGUUGCAGGAACGAUCCGUCUACCACCACGACGAGGCCAUGAAGCGGUUCUGGGAGGACAUGAGCCACACAGUCGACCGAAACGACCCGCAUUACGAAUCGGAAGAGUACCAGACCACGCUGUGCGCCCGAUACGGACAGAUCAUGUGCCGCGUUCUGCAGACGAGGAUCGAGGGCAACAACAGCGGCGAGCACCGACUUCAUCUCAAGGGCUACCAGGCGCUCAUCGCGGACUCGCCACCACUCGACCCGACCUUUUAUACUUUCAUCACCGAGUUCUUUCAAUAUCACAUCUACGCCGACGACCUCUUGUGGCACCCGGACACGAGCCCGGAAAGGUUGUCCUCGGAGGACUGGCGACCCGUCGCUCCCAUCCAGCCCCAGCGGCUCGUGGGCGUCUCGGACGGCCUGCUGCACUGGCUGGCCGUGGUGAGCGGCUUGCGGGUCGUCAUCCGCCAGAACAUGAUCAUGGGCACCACGGAGCCGCCCGUCGACUACAUGAUGCUCUUCAGAGCCGCUGAAAUUAACAGCGCUAUACAGGAGUGGCAGCCAGAAUGGCCGGCCACCGAUAGCAGGCACAGGAUCUGCCUGCUCUACAAGCAGACCAUGUUCAUCUACCUCUUUAGGACCAUUUACCCGCCAUCGGCGACGCCGCAGUCCACCGUCAGCGGGCUGUCCUCGACGCCUUCGUCAUCCUCCUCCACGCCCCAACGCAGGGCGUCCAUGGCGGCGAGCGUCGUAUCCACCGCAUCAGCACCCAUGUCGAGUUCCACCUACAACAGCUACCCGCCGCACAGGGGCCCGACACGACACAGCUCGAUGCACGAAUACGACUCCCGCGGCUACGCCUCCUCGAGGGGGUCCUCGCCACAGAACAAGAAACGCGCCGUGCUCGAUGACCCAAGACUGAUCAGCGCCGUCGACGAGUCCCUGAGUCUCCUCGAGUCCUUUGGACCCUCGGACCCGGCGCAGACCCUGCUGCUCAUCCCGUGCAUGCUCGUCGGCGUGGCGUGCUUCGACCCGGAGCGACGCGAGAGGCUGCGCAAGGCGCUGCGCGCCGUACGCGGCUACACGGGCAUGCGCAACUGCGACCGCAUCCUCGAACUGCUCGGCGGCGUGUGGGCCCUCAUGGACGACAGCGAGUGGGUGGCCGUCUGGGACUGGCAGGCCGUCGCGCGGCGCAUGGGCGUGGAUGUUCUCUGCGCGUAA
Messenger RNA from Emericellopsis atlantica, 1950 nucleotides. Its product is annotated as fungal-specific transcription factor domain-containing protein. Gene Ontology annotation, biological process: positive regulation of transcription by RNA polymerase II. The record is from RefSeq and is a predicted model, not a curated record. Gene Ontology annotation, cellular component: nucleus. Gene Ontology annotation, molecular function: zinc ion binding; DNA-binding transcription factor activity, RNA polymerase II-specific; transcription cis-regulatory region binding. The coding region runs from base 1 to 1950 and encodes 649 amino acids. NCBI's taxonomy places the organism in Eukaryota, Fungi, Ascomycota, Sordariomycetes, Hypocreales, Bionectriaceae. The transcript has 2 exons.